UAAUCAUCGGACGCAACAGCCGAUCGAAAAUUACCGACUGGUAGAAGAAAGGUCUGCAGCACAUUUCUGAACAGCUGUAAUUAAUUACUGGACGAAUGGUUAAUUUUAGUACUGUAUUUUUUCGUUAAAACAGUACAGACAGAGGCAGACGCCUACGGGAACCAGCAUCAGAUUGUCAACUCGACCAGUCGACCUCCUGUUUAUCGGUUUAUGUACUUACUUACACUGUACCAGCAAAAUUUAUUAAUUUUUUAAAUAAGCCUCCUUAUACUAGCUAAUAUUGCUCGCAUUUACUGUAUAAAUUUUCAUUUCUUAUGAACUCUGCACCAGUUUAUCGUUAUUUUUUAAGUUAAAUGCAGAAUUUGAACUAUCUGUUUCCUAUAAAGUUUGCAGAAGUACUGUCAGUGGCGCCCAUAACUUUCGUCCCCGGAGAAACUUUGCUGCAGCCUGCAGGAGACAAGAGUGUCUGACGAUUGUGGAUUCCCGCUUCGUAGAUCAUAAUCACUCGGCGCUUCCUAUUUCUGACGUGAAAACAUGGUUAUUCCGGAGAAGAACAGCAUCAACUUUUUAUCAUUUAAAGAUCGUGCUCGUCGAGAGCUGCUGAACUGCCUGGACGAAUGUCCGGGAACCAAGGCUGUGGUGUGGGACGAAUACCUCAUUGGGCCAUUUAGUUUGCUAUCGGAUUACGCGGGUCUACAGGAACGCCAGGUCAAGCGCAUGUUCACGUUGAAAUCCGAUUUUCCCAAGAAUGUCGAUUUUGCCAACAUGUUCUUCCUCGUUCGUUCCGAACUGCGCGUCAUGAAGGAUCUGGCACGCUUCCUCAGCAAAAUUAGCGGUGCCAGUCGUGCUUCCGCGGGAUUCCCGAAACUGUACGUUUACUUCGUCCCUUCCAACAGCAGUGUUUGUCAGAAGGCUCUCGUAGAAAUGUGUCCGCACGCCGGCAGUCUGAUUGAAGCGUUCCGAGAGUGCGCCGUCAUGGCGUUUCCACUGGAGACCGACCUGUUGUCUCUGGAAUUAGAGACAUCCUUCAAGGAUUUGUUUCUGGACGAAGAUCCCACGCCGUUGCAUCAUUUGGCCGGCGCCGUCAAUCUCGUGCAACAGGUGUACGGCGUUAUUCCCAAUAUUUACGCUAAAGGGAAAUACGCCAAGCAACUUGUGGACAUGAUCGGGAAGAUGGGAGUCGACAAUGCCAAUUCGGAGUGGAACAUUCCUUCGCGCUUUGACAAUUUAUUCUUGAUUGAUCGCAAUGUCGAUCUGCUGACUUUGAUGCCCAUUCAGCUGACCUAUGAAGGGUUGAUUGACGAAUGUUUCGGCAUUACCCAGGGCACGGCCAAGCUUCCCGCUGAUAAAUUUCCGAUCACAGGACAAUCGUCAAAAACAGCGGAAUCGGGAGAAUCGAGCAAAGCAGAGCCGAAGGAGAAAAAGAUCACACUGAACUCCACAGACGAGCUGUACGCUGAAAUACGUGAUAAGAAUUUCAGCGCUGUGGGCCCGAUUUUCAGCUCCAAGACGAAGUUUCUUAGUGCCAAGAUGGGAGAACGGUUCAGUGCUAAGGAAGUAGCGGAAAUGAAGGAUUUCGUGGCUAAGAUGCCGCAUUUGUUGGCUCUAAAGCAGUCGUUAACCACAUUCAUGAGUAUUGCGGAAAUCAUCAAGCCUCUAGUAAACAACGAUGACUUUUUGGAUAGUCUGGAAGUGCAGCAGAAAUUUCUCGCCGGUCUGGAAACGGACAAGGUGCACCCGUACAUUGAACAGCUGAUUGCCCGGUGUGAACCGUUCGAGAAAGUGGUUCGACUUAUCUGCCUGCAGUCGGAAGUCAACGGUGGUCUGAAACCGGCGGUAUUGACCGCUUACAAACGGGAUAUUAUCCACACGUACGGAUUUCAGGAGAUCGUUACGUUGCGAAAUUUCGAGAAAGCCGGAUUGUUUCGUGUUCCAGCGAAAAGCUGGCAUCGGGUCGUUAAGGAGAAACUAAAACUGGUUGUGGAAUCAAGUGAUUCGAACAUGCGAGAUAUAUCAUACGUCUACAGCGGCUACGCUCCCCUGAGCGUGCGUCUGGCUCGCUACCUCGUCCAUCCUGGAUGGAAGUCAAUCAGCGAUACUCUAGAUCUACUGCCCGGUGAACGCCUGGAAGCGAAACAGAAGGUGCCAGAUCAUUUACGGAAGCGACGUAAUUCGAUCACUUCGUCCAUGUCUACCACCGAUGAGCCGCCGGUGGUGACGCUGGUUGUGUUCAUUGGCGGUGUAACGUACUCGGAAGUUUCGGCGUUGAGGUUUUUAUCCAAUCAAGAGGAUUCGUCGACGGUCUUCCAUGUCUUGACGACGCAGAUGGUGAACGGAUCUAGUGUGGUGGAGUCGCUGAAGGAGACACUCACACCCACCAUUCUUCCCGUUUGAUUAUGUGGCAGUAUGCGUGUAUAACUGGUGAUUUCUUGUGGAAACUGUGAUCGAUGUUGCUUUGUUACUUUGCCCAUUAUUUUGACUCGGUUUUAUUUUUAUAAAUAUUUUUAUUAUGUAAUGAUGUUGAGUAGUAAAUUUCGCGUUAAAAAAAACAUUGGAGGUG
Molecule: messenger RNA, 2560 nt
Organism: Paramacrobiotus metropolitanus
Lineage: Eukaryota; Metazoa; Tardigrada; Eutardigrada; Parachela; Macrobiotidae
Product: vacuolar protein sorting-associated protein 33A-like
Exons: 8
Coding region: 535-2394 (619 amino acids)
Biological process (GO): vesicle-mediated transport; intracellular protein transport
Cellular component (GO): lysosome; CORVET complex
Source: RefSeq, a predicted model, not a curated record